GACGAAGGUGGAGCAAAAGUGCUCUAACGUGCUAUCGGAACCAAAGUUCGUGGGAAACCAGCGCCUAAUCCGGGUUGACGUUAAGAACGGACAGGAAGUAGUCGAGAGAUUUCUUGAGAGAAUCCGGAAUGUACGCUUACAACUUCCGGCCAGCUCAGUCUAGUCCAUAUUGGGCGGGUCAGCUUCUAGACCCAGUAGCUUCAACUUCUAGUAGCUGAAGAUUUUGCUGACAACAUGGUGCUUCUCACCAUGAUUGCACGAGUGGCUGAUGGGCUUCCAUUGGCGGCUUCUAUGCAGGAGGACGAACAGUCUGGCAGAGACCUGCAACAGUACCAAAGCCAAGCCAAGCAAUUGUUCCGGAAGCUCAACGAACAAUCUCCUACCAGAUGCACCUUAGAAGCAGGUGUCAUGGCUUUUCAUUAUAUUAUUGAGAAAGGAGUGUGUUUCCUUGUAUUGUGUGAAGCUGCAUUCCCCAAAAAGCUGGCCUUUGCAUAUCUGGAAGAUUUGCACUCUGAAUUUGAUGAACAACAUGGAAAGAAGGUGCCAACGGUGUCAAGGCCCUAUUCUUUCAUUGAGUUUGAUACGUACAUCCAGAAAACCAAGAAACUGUAUAUUGACAGUCGUGCAAGAAGAAACCUUGGGUCCAUCAACACAGAGUUACAGGAUGUGCAGAGAAUCAUGGUAGCCAAUAUUGAGGAAGUCUUGCAGCGAGGCGAGGCCCUUUCAGCUUUGGAUUCCAAGGCCAACAACCUGUCCAGUUUGUCCAAGAAAUACCGUCAGGAUGCAAAGUAUCUGAAUAUGCGUUCCACCUAUGCGAAGCUUGCUGCUAUUGCUGUGUUUUUUAUCAUGUUGAUUGUCUAUGUGCGGUUCUGGUGGCUGUGAGUGGUUUUCAGAUACCAAAGGACAGCUGAUAGCAUGGGAGGUGUAUAGUUGCAAGAUGCCAAGAUAACAGGGAUGUAUGUUAGAAUCCCCAAAAGGAUGUCGUUCCUGCUGCUACUCUCCAGUGAAUCUUAAUAUCAAGACUUGCUGGCAAUGAAGGAUUUUUGUUCCAGCAGUUUCACAGUUGAGUGAUAGCCAAAUUCGUCCAUACUGCUAGCAAUGCUGAUUAUGGUGUUCUGAGUUGGCAUAGUUGAUCAGCCCUGUUCAGUGCUGCUGCCAGUAAUCCUAUCUCUCUUCGUUUUAAAUGAGCCGAACUCUCAUAGUAAAGGGACUCCAAUGAACAUUCCUGGUACUUAGUAACAUUUUCACAUUAGAAAUCUGGAUCUUGCUACUUGAACAGAGAUCCCUGUUUGAAGGGCGAGUCUUUAUGUAUAUAUUGUAUUGGUUUCAGUUUGUCUAGUCAGUGCUGAUUUUUCAUUGUCCAGUAUAUUGACUCAUUACAUCUCUUAAUUUAGUACAUAGAUGAAAUUCUGCCUUAAGAGUGCUCAGUGAAAUAUUGAUAACAGUCAUAGAAUUAAAUCAGUAGCAUAGUCCAUUUUCAGUCCACAGUUGUAACAUCAUUUGGGAGAAGCUGCUAAGUGUCAUCUAGCUAUUGCUUUUUCUCUCUCUCUCCCCAAAUGUUACCACUUUCUCUCUAUACCCAGGUUCUCAUAGUCUAGAACAGGGAUAGGCAAAGUAUGGCUCUCUAGAUGUUGCUGAACUACAAGCUCCAUUUGUAAUAGAUUGUUAAUGGGGGUGAUGGGAUUUUUAGUUCAGCAGCCUCUAGAGAGCCAUACAUUGCCUACCUGGUCUAGAAUAACACUGUCUGGAUCCCCCUGCUUUAAAAAGGAUGGAUGAGGGGCAGGUCUCUUCCCUGGAAGCUUAAGCAUCCUUGUCAGUUCCUGUUUUUCAAAUAUUUGUCCUAUGUAGCAAAAGAAACUGGCAUUCAAAGCUCUAUAUACUGUCUGUCUUUUUUUAAGGACUGUCAGCUCUUGAGCAGGUGCAAUCAGUUCUGCAAAUUUAAGAAUGUCUGAGAAGUCCUAGAGUGUAACCGUAGAAAAGGAGAAUACUAUCUCAUGUACACACAAAAGUAGCCACUAUUUACCUUACUGCCACCCUGAGGCAAGCAAGGUAAGAGGUGUAAGCUUUGUGGCUGCAAAUCUGUUCCUGACUUCUGUGUGCUACUUGACAACCUUUUGCUGGCAACUUGCUUCUAUAUUCCUGCCAACAGUAUCAAGUUGGACAUGCAACUAAUGUAGAUCUUGCAACUUGCACUGCUUCAAGGAAAGUGGCCACUAUUUUUUGAUUGGCAUCAAAUAAAUUGAUGUCAGUUGCUAUCUCUUAAGCAAGUUGUCUGUUGCAGCCGGUGUUAGCAGUGCAAUAAACAUGUUAAAGUGAAUUUUUACACUUCCCUAAAGCCAUACCGUUUUCUUGAGCCAUUAUCUAAAUUUUUACUUCCCUCAACAGACCAGUUGGGCCUCCAAAUGAUAGUGCUGUGGAUAUGUUCUUUAACUUACUAUCACUUUCUUUACUGAUAGAGAGAGAUGGGCUGGCUCCAUCUUGCUUGCUUUUUUGCUUUCACUUGCCUCCUAGCUUCUCCCAAAGGAGAUCAAUGCACAAACCAACAGAUAUUCAACAAAGCUCUGGAGUUGAAGAGCAAUCAAGGAUGAGCAAUUAUUUCUGUUCCCCACUCCCAGUACAGCAUAACAUAUUUAGGAUAGAGGCAUAUGAUGUAACAGCCUUGCUGAAGCUUAGCAAAUCUGCUUUGGUUAGUGACUCAAGGGGCCAUCUAUGAGUUUCAUCAUGGAAUAUAAACAUAUAGGAAGUCCUUGCUUAAGAUGCUGAGUUAAAAUGAGUAGCACUUCAGAUGUUGGUAAAUUAGCCACCUUGUUUAAAUUUUACAGCAUUCAGUGUGGGAAGAGAGGCUCAGCUAAAUGGAGCUGGUAUGUGGCCUAGAGGAGGUGGUGACAUCGUGACUUAGGUUCACAUAGGCAUCAAGACUGGCAGUUCUGGUGGCGGCUGCUGCUGCAUCUGAUGCUGUGGAGGGAUUGACUGACUUGUCCAUAUAAGAUGCUUCCCUCACCACUGUUGCUUGCACUCCUUCCACUCAGCUGCUGUGCUGCAAUGGCAAGAGGAAAAGAGCCCAGCCCCUAUGCUACAUCCUGCCCACAUUCUUCCCUGUCUGUUUACCAGGAUGAAGUGGAGGCGAGUAUCCAGUUGCUGCCUCUGUUUCCAUGCAAAAGUGAAAGAGCAACAGGAAGGGAGUGGCAAGAGUGAGCCACUUCUAAUCUCUACCAUCAACCUAUCUGCUGCACAUCUGUGACUGACAUAUUGUUUUCCAUGGGAAAUAGGUUCCAAGUUAAGAUGUUUUGCCAAGACACCAUUUUCAGGAGCCAGUUAUAAGUCUGAGGACAACCUGUAACUGCACAAGCAGUACUCUACCAGUUUAGAUUAGAUUAGAUUACCAGGUUAGAUGUAAGCACAGUCUUCUACCUUAAAACCAAGCCAUCUUCCUAAGCAACUAACUUACAGGCUUCACCUAUCCAAAUCUUGUGCUGAUCUGUGAGAAAUGUCUGAGGUACAGUAACUUGAAAACACCAUGAAACUGUAAUUUUAUGGGGUUUUCAAAUUACAGUAAUUUGACCCCCAUGAAACUGAUGUCCACAUGUUGGUGACCUAUUUUUAGCCAUGCAUAACUGGGCUACAAGGACUGCUAACUUGCUGAACCUGCAGCAGUUGUUUAAUAGCAGACCUUUACAUAUUUACUCCAGAACGUCCUGCUAUUAGUGUGUAGGGUGGAGAGUAAUGGAAAGUUCACUGUGGGGUGUGGGGGUGGGAAUAAUGAGAACUCUUUUACAAUGCAGUAAUAUUGGAAAGAUCAUUUUAAAAAUGGGGAGAAAGGAAGAGGUAUUUCUUUUUAAAACGUUGGGGGGUGGAUAAUGGAAAUCUACAUUUAAAAAUUGGGUGGAAAAUUGAGUCAUCUGUUUUAAAAAUAAUGGAAUGAUCCCUGUUAAAGAGAAGGGGAACAUCACCCCAGCACACACAUUGUGCUAAAAUUCUGAUACCCACAGCUUUUCAUGGAGUGGGAUAUGUUUGUAUAUUUUUUAAAAAGAUAAAUUUAAUAAUCUUUCACCUUUAAGCAGGAACCUGUUAUAUUGUUUUUUCCAUAGGGUUUUUAGGAGAGAAAUGCUGUUUGUGUAUGCCCAGAGGAUGUACAGCUUUUACAAUAUAGUACUGUACUUUGUGAUGUUCUGUGCUCCCUACAAUCUUAAGUGGUAACCUCUUUGAAGAGAAAUGUACUCUCUGUUUGCUCAGAGACUGUGCCUCUUCACAGCUUUCAAAAUGUACUCCCUUGUAGCAACAUUAAUGCUAUUGUGGGUAGGGUACUUAGAAUUAGGGCUGUACAUGAACCACAUUAUUAUCCUGCACCUGGUUAUUCUUACUUUGUAGUAACAAUGCAGAGAGUGAUCAAGAUGACAUCACGCCAGUCAUUAUUACUGGCUCGUCGCUUUGGGGGUGGAGCUUACCUUAAGCCAAAAGCCUGCUUAUGUGAUGAAAGCAGCUGCCUUCUGGUUACUGAGGCGGUUUCAUUUCAAUGUGUUAUUUCAAAAGGCCACCUUUCCCUCCAUUGUACUGGCCUAGAAUGCACCAGGGCAGGAAGCAACAACAUGAAAUGGCCAUGCCAGGGCACAACUUUUUUUCCCUUUUCUUUUUAAACCCCGGCAAUACACCAAGAAAAGGAUGCGUCAUGAUGUUGCUUCUUGUCCUGGUGCUGUAGAGCGGUACAGUGGAAGCAAAAGCUGUGUUUUGAAAUGCUACAGCUGCUUUCUUCGAAGAAGCUGGUGUUUUGCUUAAGGUAAGCCCCAUCCUCCAUUCCUAUUUGAUACCAUACGAGUAUGGUAUCGAAUCAGUAACCAAUAUCAGGAUUAUUCUCCAGAAUAGUUCCUGGAGGAAAAUGUUCUGAUAGGGUUUGUUGUGCCUCAGACCCAAUUUUCUGUUCAGUGUCGUGCACAGCCAUCCUUACAAUUCUUUCUUAAAGGUUGGCAUUGAUCCAGGAGUUGCAGCUUUCAGUUUAAACAGCAGAGACAAAGGGAUUGAGUUUCUCAGUGCCAAACUCACAAUGGUCCAUGCAGAGUCUAAGGAGAAAACAUAGCUGGUCCUUCAGGAGUAAAAUAAUCACAGGCCUCCAGGACUGGGGUAAUUUGUCCUGUGAAGCUAGUCCCCCAAAUUAGAUGCAGAUGGAGUACAGCCACUUCCUUUGCACAGCUCCACAGAAGUGUGUCCAAGCAAUAGCCUGACUUUACCUGCUGUCCUCAUCUCUGCUUUAGUGGCACUAGUAGAAUGCUGGGUCUGAAGGCAAGAGGCACAGCUUUCAGACACUUGGGCACACUUACAAUAAGUUUCUAUGGAAAAGGAAACAUUUUAGUAGCCAGAAAUGUACCCGCUAUUGUUGCACAUGCAGAAGAAUGUUUUUCUCACACAAAGGGGAAGGGGCUAUUUUCAUCAUAUCCCCUCUCUCCCUUCCUGCCCUGAUAACAUAUCCCUGAGGGUCCACCAAUCCUUAGGGACACAUUUUGGAAGGCAGCAGAGGGAAGUGAGUGAAAAUCGCCCCUUUCUCCUUGUGUGUGCAUAUCAUUUUUCUGCAUGCAGUAUGCCACCCAAUAUUUCUUCAGAUAUAGGGUUUCCAGUGGCAUGCUUGCCAAAGUUUCCCUGUUUCAAGAUCUACCAGUAAGAUGAAGCUGUUUCCUCCUCCAGAUUCUAUACCUUUUGACAUACUUUCUUUUAGUAUCCCCUCCCUCUGCCACAAUGUGGUCCUGUAUCAUAAAAGUCUAUCUCCUUACCUCUUGAAGGUUCUUAAUGCCUUUGAGAUAGUUAUAUGUAGAGUAUUACCAUAAGACUUGAGAGGAAUCCACCACAAACUUCUAACAUUUCAAAAAUCCAUUCAUCUUUGUUAAUUCUGAUUGCUGCACCUGUCAUUUUUGCCAUUGAAUAGGAUUCAGGUUACAGUCUGCAGUAUUCAUGCUGACAUACACCACAAUCUCUGCUUGGUUCCAGUAAUUAAAUGUGCUUCCAACAAUUUAAUUUCCCAAUAAACACGCUUCCAAAAGUUUAGCUUCCACAUAUAUUAAAAACAAAUCUUGAAUGUUUAAUACAUGAAAUAAGUUAGUGAUGGUUCAAACCACAAAGAAUUAUAUGGAAAAUGAGUAUUGCAUAUUGGGAAAUAUACCUGAAUAUAAAGGAUCCUGUUGAAUUCCACUGUAGUUAACUAAAAUUUCAAGUUAUUUUUAGCCUUGUAGCUUUUCCUUUUGAGAAAAAGACUGAUCCUUAAUAAGUGUUUGGUCUUUACUUGCAUGCUGCAGUUAGACUUUACAGUUUUGAAUGCUUAUAGGGAAGCGGAAGACUAAUGGGUGUGAACAAUAAUUAAUUCCAGCAGGGGGCUCUGAAAUACCAUUUUGUUUCUCAUAUUGUCUUUGGAAAGUCCAAAUCUAUCUGUUAAGCUACUCUGUUGCCUCCUGGCAGCCCAGCAACCUGCUUUCAAGGAUCAUAGUUGAUCCUCCCUUCCACACCUGAUGGGAGUAAGUGAUGGUUCAAAGGGGUGAUAUUGACCAUUUGUGGAGGAUAAUUGAAUACCUUCUCAGAAUGCUCGCAAAGGAGGCAAUGGCAUUGCUUCCUUUUUGAGGCAGAGGGAGCUAACUAAAUCCUUUGUGGGAGACUUUUUAUUUCAUUUUAAGCACUCUGUAUAUGCUCAGAACUAUUUGAUUGUUAUUAUUAAUUAGUUAUAUUUUCUUUCUUAAAAUUAUUCAUAUAUUUCACAGCAGGGGGAAAGUAUCUAGUAAAGUCUCUAGGGUGUACAGAAACACUAGAAAAAAUAGUAUAUGCAGGUCAAAAUGAAUGAAGAGGGUUGGGGAGUCUCCUUCCAUAUGACCAAAGCAAAGUGGACUUUCAGGAGAGGAUUGCAUGUUGACAAGGAAGAUGUCCUCUUCCUUGCCAUCCUUCUAAAGAAAAGGCUGGUAAGGCUCAAGCCUACAGAGGAGCAAUGGUAUCUACCUUGGAAUCCCUUCUCCUCACUUGUAAAUAUGUGCUUAUUGGCUCCAAGUGCUGAGUAGAAUUUUCUGUUAAUUUUAAUGAGCAGUUAUAAAAUCACAUACUGGACAAUGUCAAAAUAACGUCUAUUAAAUUCCCAUAUACUCUCUUCCCCAUCAUCACCCCAGUGAUGUAAACUUUAAAAACAAACAGAUAUGCUAAAUAAAUUCUCAUUAAAGAUUGAUAAUUGCUAAUAUGAGGUAAAUCUAAAUAUUUUUAGUUGUAAUAAAUUCAGAAGUAAUUAACAAAAACCAAUUAAAAAUAAGACAUUCCCACAAAAUGGAAAUGAACUGAAGUUUUUCUGAUUAAGACAUCACCCUGCCACAGCAGUUUAUCCUUUUUUGUUUUCCCCAUGCACCAAUUUUUCUCCCAUUGCUAGAUAAUUGUACAAGGCAUGUCUGGAUCAAGAAUGUGCUUUGCUCUUUCCAUUUUCUCAGAAUCAGAUGUUUAGCAAAUGCAGCAAGCCAUGCUAUCUUUAGAUAGGAACCAUAUGAUUGAUAAAUGUCCAGAAAUGAAGUGUUUAAAGUUGACAUCUAUCACAAUGUACCUCCUUCCAGAAUGAAUAAAUUUAUGUCAUCAUAGCAUAUGCACAAAAUGUGCAUCUUCAAUAUACUGAUGAAUAAUUUGGAUUUCUACUUGCUAAUUGCAGGCAUGUCUGUCCAAUAAACCCUGUGGGUAAAUUUUAAAUUUUGUUGCAGUUGUGAGCUUCUUAUUCCAAGCCUCUGUUUUCGAGAGGUUUCCAGCUCAUUUCACUCAUUAGAAAUUUAAAAUAGAGUAGAACUGGCUGAGGUAGCUUUGAGAUGCCCUUCAGCAGUAUGAAGUCUGAAAUUGUACAAGUGUCUGGCCCAAAUAUCACCAAUUGAUUGAUUAAGUGCCGUCAAGUCGGUGUCGACUCUUAGUGACCACAUAGAUAGAUUCUAUCCAGGAUGAUCUGUCCUCAAUCCAGCACCAAAGUUCAAAAGCGUCAAUGCUUUUUCUAUCUUGCUUCUUCAAAGUCCAGCUUUUGCAUCCAGAGAGUGUCAUGGGGGAAACCAUUAUCCAAACGAUUCUAAUCUUUGUAGGUAAAGACAGGUCACAACAUCUAAAUAUCCUUUCCAAGGCCAUUGCAACCCUACCAAGUGCUAGUCUGUGACAUAUUUCUUGACUGCUGGAUCCUUUAGUGUUGAUGGCCGAUCCUAAAAGACAGAAGCUAUCUAACUCUUCAGUGUCUUCAUUGUCAGUUCUGAGGCUGUUUGCUGUACCCAUUGUCAUUAGUUUAGUCUUUACGUUUAGUCAGAGUCGCAUUUUUUCACUGUGCUCCUUGACUUUCAUUGCUAGAGCUUGCAGAUCAUCCUCAUUCUUGGCUAUCAGAGUGGUGUCAUCACCAUAGUGCAGGUUAUUGAUGUUUCUUCCUCCAACUUUAAAAUCACGCUCGACUUCUUCCAAUCCAGCUUCUCUCAGUAUAUGUUCAGCAUAAAAGUUGAAUAAAUAAGGAGAAAGUAUACAGCCUUGUCUUACUCCUUUGCCGCUCUGGAAAUGGUGUGUUUCACCAUGUUCCGUCUGGACUGUGACUUCCUUUCCUGUGUAUAGGUUUCUCAUGAGAACAAUGAGAUGUUCUUAGAUGCCCAUUUUCCUAAGGACAUUCAACAACUUGACAUGGUCAACGCAAUCGAAGGCUUUUCUGUAGUCAAUAAAGCACAUAUUGACUUCUUUUUAGUAUUCUUUGGCUUUCUCAAUUAUCUAGCGUGCAUCAGCAAUUAUGUCUCUUGUUCCUCAGCUUUUUCUGAAAUCAGCUUGAACAUCUGGCAUUUCCCUUUCCAUGUAGGGCUCUAAUUUGUGUUGGAUGAUCCAGAGCAUUAUUUUGCUAGCAUGUGAAAUUAAGCACAUUGUGCGAUGCUUUGCACAUUCUGUUAGGUCUCCUUUUUUUGGUAUGGUUAUGUAAACUGACCUCUUCCAAUUUGUUGGCCACUGUGUCGUUCUCCAAAUUUGCUGGCAUAGUUUGGUUAGAGCCUUGACUGAUUCUUCUUCUGUUGCCUGCCAUAGUUCUGUAGUUAUUCCAUCAAUUCCUGUAGCCUUCUGACUUGGUAAUGACCGGAGUGCUGAUCUAACUUCAUCUUCCUGUACUAGAGGUUUUUGCAAGUAGGGAAUAUCUUCUAGAGUAUCUUGGAUGUAUCACCAAUAGAUUCCUUAAAUUCAAGUAAUGCUUUUUGUCCUGACAUUAUAAUGAAUACUUAUUUGGAGGUGGGUGGUGUAAUGUCACCAAUCAAAGAUGGCAGCAUAACCUGAGAGUUCCCCAUUCUGGUAUAUGAUAAAUACAGCAAUCUUUAUAAAAAGAGUACUAAAAAUGUACUCCAAAACUGGAGCAUAUCACAGAGAUCUCUACAAUGGUGAAAGUGAAAUCUAAAAUCAUAUUUGGGAUGAGACCUAACUAGCUGAGACCUAACUAGCUGACUCAGCUGAGGAAGAAAACCUUAAUAUUGCAGUAAUUAUCACAAAAUGGCUUUGGAACUAAUGGUCGAAGUCACAAACCAUCUGAAACAACUCAGACAAACUGAAAUGUCACUAAUGGACCAUUAGAGGACAAGAUCUGCAAUAUGUCUACUAAGCUUAUAGACACUGCAGCAACAGUUAAUGCAGCAAUGAAUUCAAACUGAAGGAAAAGAUCACUGCUCUCACUGGGGCUAACAACAGAACUGGAGCUAAAGCUGGAACGUUGGGGAAAUCACAGUUGGUGUUUGAAUCUCUGGAUAAAAGGAAGGAGGUUUUCUGGCUAAUUGGUUCACAGACCUUCUAACUGGCCUUUUCCCAGUCAGUUAUUUCAUUUUGCCUAACAGGAUGAAAUGCAUUAAAAUUAAGCUACUAUCAACCAGGGAGCCCUUGUAAUUUGUUUGGUGUCCACUAGGUGUCAUAAUAGCUUCAAAUAACAGGAGUUUACUUUAUAUUCUCCACAACUAAAUAAAUAAGAAAUAAAUAAGAGCUCUUGGAAUUCUGUAA
Hemicordylus capensis (graceful crag lizard) is the source of this 9975-nucleotide messenger RNA. RefSeq names its product vesicle-trafficking protein SEC22b. Gene Ontology annotation, cellular component: ER to Golgi transport vesicle membrane; endoplasmic reticulum-Golgi intermediate compartment; endoplasmic reticulum membrane. The record is from RefSeq and is a predicted model, not a curated record. NCBI's taxonomy places the organism in Eukaryota, Metazoa, Chordata, Lepidosauria, Squamata, Cordylidae. Gene Ontology annotation, molecular function: SNAP receptor activity. Gene Ontology annotation, biological process: endoplasmic reticulum to Golgi vesicle-mediated transport; vesicle fusion with Golgi apparatus; retrograde vesicle-mediated transport, Golgi to endoplasmic reticulum. Bases 235 to 882 code for a protein of 215 amino acids. The transcript is spliced from 5 exons.